Messenger RNA from Sungouiella intermedia, 2103 nucleotides. The record is from the annotation of a GenBank genome assembly. NCBI's taxonomy places the organism in Eukaryota, Fungi, Ascomycota, Pichiomycetes, Serinales, Metschnikowiaceae.
AUGAGAUUUUUUGUUCCUUUUUUUGCCUUUUUGGCACUUGUUAGUGCUGAGGUUGAGAACUUCGAAUUCUAUGGUGAGAAAUCACAGGCCAUGUACUCAUGUGCCUACGGUCUUUACCAAGAGGUGAUUUUUGGAACCGGUGUUUACUUGCCUUACUGUAACAAUAUCAAUGGUAUGGCCUCCCUUAUGGGAUGUAUUGCAUAUGAAGGUAGAAAUACUUCAGACAUUUUUGACUUCAUCAUCAACUACUGCGGAAAGUACUACGAGACGACUGUCACUGAAAAGAACUUGACAGAUGCUUUGGCUUAUUAUUACGAACACGCAGUACCACUUGAGAGUGUCGAGAACUUCAACUAUUCGAUUCCCGUUACUGUUCCUAUUAAAGUUAACGAGACAAGAGUUGACUUGUUCAAAGACUCAUACAAGGUCUUCUUAGGAAACUACGAUGAUUCCUUCUGGUAUGGUAUUGGGUGUGUUGGAUAUUGGUUCCUCGUUGCACUCAUCUCAAUGGUAGUAAAUUGGAGUGCCAUACUUUUCCCAAACCUGCGCAACUUCUUUAAUGGCUUCUUCUCCAAGUUGUCUAGAAAGUAUGUUCUCAUGCCCGCUUUGGUGAAGAAGAAGAAGUCUACGUCACAGAGAUUCUUGUUUAUUUUUGAUUUUCUUAUUCCUUCUCGUGUCGAGUCAUUGGUGAUUUUUGUCUUCUUCUGGUUGGUAUUCAUUUUGAAUGCCGUUGGCAUUUAUUAUGUCAAGAAUGACCCAAUUUUCGAAGAAAGCAGAACCCUUGCUAUCAACCGUUAUGUGGGAGACAGAACAGGAAUCAUUUGUACUAUUCUCAUUCCAUUGUUGGUACUCUUGGGAGGAAGAAACAGUUUCUUGCAAUACCUUACUAGAUGGAAGUUCACCACCGUUAUGGCUUACCAUAGAUGGAUUGCAAGAUUGGUUGUACUCAUGGCCUUCAUUCAUUCCGUUGCAUACACUCGUAUUUUCAUUAUCGAAGGAUACUAUGCUGAAGACAUGGCCGAAAACUACUUGAUCUGGGGAACCGUCGGUACUGCCUGUGGUGCUCUUAUCUGUUUCCAGGCUUUGUUGUUUUUGAGAAGAAGAUGGUAUGAGACAUUCUUGGUGUUGCACAUUCUCUUGGCUAUUUUCUUCCUCGUAGGCACAUGGUAUCACGUCUGGGAAUUGGGUUACGGUCAAAUUAUGUAUGCUGCAUUUGUUGUGUGGGGAUUUGAGAGAUUGGUGAGAAUUAUUAGACUCUUGGCCUUUGGUUUCCCAAAGGCUGAAAUAUCAUUGAUCUCAGAUGAGACCAUUAAGGUGGUAGUACCCAAGCCCAGCUACUGGUCUUCAAUUCCAGGUGGCCACGCAUGGCUCUAUUUCGGAGGAAUCAUGUUCUGGCAGGCUCACCCUUUUACCUUGAUUGAAGAGGACGGAGCUAUAAAAUUCUAUUGCAAAGUCAAAGGUGGUGUGACCAAGUCCUUGUACAAGAAAUUGAUCAAGGUUCCAGGUAAGAAAUUGUCUGUCAGAGUUGGUGUUGAGGGACCAUAUGGUGAGAGCCAUCCUAUUAAGCACCACUCCAGUGCUGUCUUUGUUGCUGGUGGAAGCGGAAUCCCAGGUCUUUACAGUGAGUUGAAGGACUUAGCUGACAAGAAUCCACAUUCCAAGCAAGUAUUAAAACUUGUGUGGAUUAUCAGAGAAAUCAAGAGUUUAGCCUGGUUCUACAGUGAGUUACAGGCAUUGAAGAACACUAACGUGGAAACGACUAUCUACAUUACCCGGCCAGAAGAUGUUAAUGGAAUAGAAGAACUUGGUGCUUUGAUCUCUGCAACUUCAGACUCGGAUUCUCAGGAGAAGUCUGAGAAGGUGGUAUCCAGUGAAAUCCUUGAUCAAGUGGCUCGUGACUUGCAGCAUGUUAAGUUUUUGGAAGGUCGUCCUAACCUUGAAGGUAUGAUUGCUACUGAAAUUGGCGAAGCUGCUAACAGUACCGCAUUCGUGACAUGUGGACACCCAGCCAUGGUUGAUGAAGUCAGAUAUGUGGUUGUACGCUCGAUUGAGAAAACCAACAAGAGAGUCGAUUUCUAUGAAGCCUUGGAGAUUUGGGCUUAG